Molecule: messenger RNA, 482 nt
Organism: Desarmillaria tabescens
Lineage: Eukaryota; Fungi; Basidiomycota; Agaricomycetes; Agaricales; Physalacriaceae
Exons: 4
Coding region: 207-467 (86 amino acids)
Source: RefSeq, a predicted model, not a curated record
GGUUCGUACAAUGACCCCGUCGUGACAUCGCUCCGUUACUGGCAGACGUUUGUACAAAGACCCUGCCGCGCAUAGCCGUCUGCUCUUCAGUACGACUAUCUUCGUCGUUCGCAAGGUUGACCAAUUCGCACAUGCAUCACAUUAUUGGACCACCACAGCCUUCUGACAAGCCACGUAGAGAAAUUAUGGUGCUCCACGCUUUUCCUAUGCUACCACCCGUCCUUAUACGGCGCUGGUACCAUUCCCGCACUGCAAUUGUCUUGCCCGUUCCAAUGUCUGUCCUUCUCCUGAUUACUGAGCUUUCGGCUUCUCCCAUCUGCUCUCAGUCGCUCCACAUUUGUGGUUCACAUAGUACAUGUGAUAUUAUUCUCGUUGUUCCCUAUGAUAUUGCGUUCGCUUGUCCCUGCAUUUCCUUCAAAUCCGUGAGACGUUCUUGGCUGGCAACUGAGGAUAUCACAGCGGCAUGAGGGAGUGUAGUCUGU